GUCAACCCGGAAAAAUGUCAAAAAAUGUCAAAAUAAGAAAAGCGUUCCCCGUCAGUGUCCACAAAAUUGCAGUUUUCCCCCCGAAAUAGGCGUAAAGUUGUGUAAAUUGUGCGUAAAAUCGUGUCUUGGUGAUCUGUAGCAGUGUUUGGUGGAAAAAUUGUGUUGGCUGUGUGUGAUUUUGACGAGAAAAAUGACCAUCAAUUGUUCCGGCACAUUACAACAACAAAAACAAUAGUGUGGGGCACUUUUUUUUUGUACACUCGCGAACCCGAAUGAUUUAUGAAUGAAAUAAUAUAGGACAUUGCUGAAAAUCAAUCGUCGGUAGCUUGUAGAUUUGCAAAAGUACGAAGGAAUGUCCACGAAAGGUGAUGAAGAGACAGAGAAAGACGCCGAAAAACAUGACAGCGACAUUGGCGAGGAGGACGAGACAAAUGAGACACACUCAAUUGUGCCAUUUAGUAACAGCAAUGGUGCCGUUUUGGGACGCACAGUCACACUUCAGAUGCUCCUGGCUGCCAAGAUGCUGCAGCCCGGAAAAUCCACAAUGACCAUUGAGUACCUGGGUCAAAAAUUUGUGGGAGACUUGCUUCCGGAUGGCAAGAUAAAGUCACAGGAAACGGAGACGGUAUUCUGUUCUCCGAGUGCCUGGGCCAUCCACUGCAAGAGGAUUAUAAAUCCAGAUAAGAAAUCAGGGUGCGGGUGGGCGUCUGUGAAGUAUAAAGGGAAGAAACUGGACGCCUACAAGGCGGCCUGGGUGAGGAAAUGUCAAUUAAAGAGAGGCACUUCGCCCUGUCCAGCAGAACCCGAUCCAGAGCCAGAGAAGAAGGAGGAAGCGCCAGAACCGAUAAAAAGAAUCCCAGUUACAUUCAAUACAAUAAGUGAUCGAAAUAUUGCACACGAUGGCAAUACUCUGGUGGAAGUAUCCUCAUUCUCCACGCUCGGACGCCCACAGCCCUUUUUGGUGUCCGUGGCGACGUCCGCAGUGCUCCUGCUGGACUUCCACUGUCACCUGACUGGGCGUGAAGUUUGUGGGUACUUGGGCGGUUCCUGGGAUGCUCAGGCUCAGCGUCUCUCUAUCACGCACACCUUUCCAUGUCGAAAUUCACGGCAUGAUCGGGAAAAGGCUGGGGAUGUUGAGGUGGGAAUCCAGAAGGCGAUGCUGGAGAAGAAAGUAAGCCUGGUUGGAUGGUAUCAUUCGCAUCCAAAGUGUGGACCUCAUCCAACUCUGAGAGACUGUGACGCCCAAAUGGACUAUGAGAUUCGCAUGAGGGGCCCCACGGAUGCUUCCUACGCUCCCAUAAUUGGCAUUAUAUGCGCUCCCUACAACGAAGACAAUCCCACAAUGGAAUCCUCCAUUGUGAUGUAUUGGGUGAUUCCGCCGCCGGAGAAUAAACCGACGGAAUACGGAAGGCCCAUGCAGAUGUCAUACUCAGUGGUGCAGGAUGAGGAGCUGGGCGAAGAGGUGAAGGGUGAGAUGGUGCAGUGUAUUGAGUAUUAUAAGCAGUUUGACAAUGAAUUGAUACGAUUUGGGGAGGUUUAUCGGGAUGAUGUGACGUAUAUUGAGAAGAUGAAGGUGACGCUGUAUCCGAAAUUUGCACGAAAGCAGGACAAUCGUGAAUUCUGGAAUUGGGUAAGGAGGCAGGUUGGACUGGAGGAUGAGGAGGAAUUUACGGUGCCGAAGACGGUGAUUGAUCAAAUGCUGGAAAAGCAUCAGGAAAUGCUGAGGAAUGAGCAAUUACGGAGGGAGGCUGAGGCCAAGGCAAAGGAUGACAGUGGAAUUGAUAAGAAUUCUCUUCAUGAAGAUGCAGAUGGGGAGAGAGAUGAUGGUGGGCAGCAGCAGCAGAUGGGUCAAAAUGCCACAGAUAAGACUGAAUUGGAUGCCAAGGGGGGGGAGUCAAAGGCUGAGGAUAAGCAGACACCGCUUCUGUCACAAAUUUCGAGUUUGCAGGAACAAUUGGCACUACCGAGUGGCCUAAAUAUGAAUCCAUCGGCUCUGGCCACGACACUGGUGAUUCCCCAUGUUGUGUCCAAUAGCAACAUGUCCAGUAAUGCCAGUUCGGCCACAAAUACCAAUUCAUCACCACGCGAUAGUCCCAUUACGAUCCCAUCGAGUUCAGCCAGUCCGGCUAAAUUUGAGAUUCCCAUCAGGGCAAGUCCGUCUCCGGCCAAGUCUGAUGCUUCAUCCUCACGCACGAGAAAUUCACCGGCACAGAGUCCGGCUAAGUUCAAUGUCAAUGAUGUUUUGAGAAAUAGUCCAUGUCGGACGCCAAAUAAUCAGCAGGUGCCUCCAGUGCCAGCUGCAUCAGCGUCAUCCACGAGGCACGAUAAUCCGCCACAGGGAACAAGUUCCCUCAAAUACGAUGGUGGAAGUCCUGCAGCAGCAGCAGCAAAUAUGAAUGAAUUAUUUGCUGCGAGUUUGGCACAGUUGGCCAAGACACUGCCUCCGGGAUUGUUGACCAAUGACUAUGCGGCUCUCUUCCAGAAUACUCCGGCCAAAAUGGCCAAUGAUUACUACUCAAUGGCAGCUGCAGCUGCUGCAGCGGCUACACUGGGCAAUGGGAAGGGCAGUGGUAGCUCGAGGAGCAAUAGCAAUCUCAAGGAUUUGAUGCAGCAAUUCAAUAAGAAUGAUCUCAGCUACAUGAUGCAAUCGCAGUACAAUCCCAUGCUGGGCAUGACACCACCGAGACAGGAUACAAAAGCAGCCUCAGCUGCUUCAACGACAUCCUCCAGGAGCAAUAGUAAAUCCUCCAGGUCGAGUUCAUCGUCGGCCAGAACGAGCAAGUAUAUGGACUCACAGGUAAGGUCUCUGCAGGCAUCCAGCAAGAGUCAACAGCAACAGCAGCAACGUCUGGCGGCUGGGUAUGAGACACUACGAGCUGCAGAAGCCAAUCGUCAAUUGGCGGACUUUAUGAAGUCCACUGAAUAUGCAUCGCUAUUGCUGCAGCAAUCCGGAGCGCUGGGCUUCAAUCCGGCCCCAACACCAGCAGCUAGUAGUGGUGCAGGGAAGAAAUCACGUUCGAAGUCUCAUGCCCAAUCCACAGCUGCUCAAAUGCCAUCAAUGGCAGAUCUCAGUACACUGCUGCAGGCCACUAGUAAAAUUCCCGAUUUGAGUAGUUUCUUUGGUGGUGCUGCAGCUGCGACGGGAAAACAGCCGGACUUUUCGCAAUUCCUGCAGCAGACAGUUAUGCCACCGGUGACAUCCAUGGCCAGUAGUUCGGCGGCAAGUCGAAAAGCUGCGGCGGAUUUGAGUAGUUUCUAUGGGAGCAAAUUGCCGGAUCUCACAACGAUAACGCCAGUGUCAAUGCCUACUACGAGUACGGCAAAUAGUCUCACGAAUAUUCCGCAUUUGCCGUCAAUGGCGGACUUUUCGGCACUUUUUGCGCCAGUUUUGGGCGGCGGAGGAAGCGGAGGAGGCGGAGGAGGCAGUGGGAGUGGGAAGAAGAGUUCAAAUAAUUCUCUGCCGACAAAUGAUAUGCUGGGAACUCUGUUGCAAGCAGGAAAGAUGAAUGAUAUCAAUUCAUUGUUGUUUCCGAGCAAUGGAAGUGGAGGAAAAAUGCAGAAUUUACCCAAUUUAUCCAGUUACUUUUCCACACCAAUGGGUGCUGGAAAGUCCGAUGCCAUGAGUCUGUAUCCUAAUAUCUCAGCCACGGCAACAACAUCGACAGCCUCGAGUUCAUCGAGGCGACAGAAGCAGCAGCAGCAGCAGGAACAGAGGCAGCAACAGGAACAGCGACAGCAGGAACAAGAUUUGGCAGCACUGUAUCAACAUAUGAAAUAUCCAGGAUUGCCGGAUCCAUUGUCCAAGAGUACAUUGGCGGCCAAUAAUAUGUACAUGAGUCCAUCGGCGGCACUGCUGAAGAUGCAACAGGAAGCUCUGAGUGCCAUGAUGAUGAAACCACCGAAGAGUACAUCGGCAUCAUCGAGUACAUCAUCGUCGGCGGCUACAUCGAGAACACCGGAUAUCCUGAGUAUUCCACCAUCAAUGUCACCCAUUCCUGAGCGUCUUCUAACACCGUCCAAGUCUUCGGCAUCAUCAUCAUCAAGUCGCGGCAACAGUCCACUGAUGCCGCCCAAUCCCACCAAGUACAAUUUUAGUGCCGUGGAUUUGGCCAUAUCGGCUGUGCCGUCACCAUCGUCACAGCAACAAUCCCUGAGAACACCACCAUCAUCGUCGCCACUUGUGGCUACAGAUCUGUCAGCCAAGAAACUCUACAGUCCCGCCAAUUCCUACGCUGCUGGAGCUGGAGCUGCAUCUAGUGCUCCGGCUAAGAAACGCAUGGAGUUCUCUUCAAUUGCUGACCUCGUAGCGCCACCGCCGACAAAGAUGCAGAAGCUAGAUGAUGCUGGAUUGGCGGAAGCAGAUGACUCGGGCAUUCUCAAUUUGUCCAGCAACUGUAAGUGAAUCUGAAUUAUUGAAUUGCAAAAAAAAAAAGUAACACUCUGUAGAACAUUUUCUCAGACACUUUUGCUAUACAAAGACUUUUCAAUAAUUCCUUCUUUUAUUUUUUUUAUUUUUUAAAUAUUAUUCAUUAAAAAAAAACACAAUUUAUAACUAAAAAUAAUAAUAGUUGUGGAGGAAAAUUUUUAAAGCGCUUGAAACUUAUCGAUUUAUAACCGAUUAGACUUACCCGAGCGAAGGCGCAGUUUCAAAUAAACAACCGUUGAAAACUUAAAUUACCGGUUCAUUAUCGAUUUAUUACCGGUUUAAACUUAAACCAAUUAAGACUAAAGAGAUCUUUAGACUAGGUUUAGCCUAGAUCCCGAAGAUCUCAAAAUCCUAAAUAAACCAAUUAAAUUGAUAAUUCGUAGUCUAAUUUGCCUUUAAAAUUCCAAUAUUAAGUCAAAGUUUUCCAGAAAAUCUUGCCCAAUAAGAAGCUAUUUAGAAAAGUUAAGCCAUAUGGCUACCUUCGGUCUGAAGCCCGUAUAAUUGACAAUUUGUCAAAACCUUACAAAACAAUACAAACUGGAAUAAAAUCGGUGAAGAAAUAAUCAAUAUAGAAACAUUUGACCUUGAAUGAUUUUUAGAAGAAAUAUAUAGAGGUCUUUUAUUAUAUCGUGUGAAGAAAACCUCGGCCCGAACAACCUGAAAAGCAAAUUCGAAAAGUUUACCUUCUUUUGCCUGAACGUCGUCUGACUCUCUAAACUCCCUAUCAAUCUUGCAAUGUAGAGUUAAAAACCCUCUAACGUUCCUACAUAAAGGGGUGGCAAAGCGUCCCAAGCUUUGCGAAAGCUCGAACUUUCGCAUAAUUUACCAUUUACCGGUUCUCUACCGAUUUGAAUCGUUUCAUAAAUCAUUCAAAACAUCCUCCUAAAUUGUUUCAAAAGUAAUAGAAUUGAUUUUCAUUUAACAAUUAGUUAUCGGCUAUGAACCGAUUCACUACCAGUUCAUAACUGUUUGAAACCGGUUCAGUUUUAUAGGAAAUUCCAAGACCUUUUAACUGAGCCCAAAUAUGACCCCAUUCGUUUGAUAAAUACGCUUUAUAGAGCCUUUUUAACCUCUGACCUUGAAAAACUGUUAAUAGGAAUGACUCAAUGGUAUUUUCGGACAUGGUUGAAUGUCCGCCUGGGUAAUCUAUAAAACAUAUUCAAAAAUGGAAAAUCGUAAGAAGCGUUUUCGAGCAAUACAAAAAAAAACAUGAUUUUGGAGGGGAAGGUAGGCCCUUGAGUUAACAUACAGGGGUCCAUCGAAGGUGCCAAUUCUCUUAUAUCUAACGGUUUGGUCUCUAGAGCAGUGACGAAAAUAAAAACUCGAAACUCCAGAUUUUCGAGAUUUUCAAAAUUGAGCAAUAAAAUAACCUUAUUUAUCAUUAGUCUUUUGAGAUAAAUAAAAAAAGCCUUUUUUAAACCGAUUCACAACCUGUUUUUCAGAAAAGUUAUAAAAGCAAAAAUUUCGUAAUAAAAAAUUAUUAGUUUAUUAUAUAAAGAUAUCUCUUUCCAAACCGGAGGUAUUGCAUAGUACGCAGCUGGCCGUAACUCUGUGUAACGGCUGUUCGUUUUCGGACUCAAGAACGUUUCUAAACUAAACAUUAUCCUCCAUAUAAUUUCAUCCCUUUCAGGAUUUUGAACAUUCGGGAUUUUGGCUUUCGAUAUUUAGGCUGCCUCCGAAUAAAUCAUACCUGACAGUUAUUCACAAUCGAUUAGUAAAUAAAGUUAUUAUAUAAAUCGAUCUAAGUUCCAUAUCCUAUAUAACUGGAAUUUGGGAAAACCGGAAGAAAAUGCGAUCUAACGUUGGAAGGGUAUAAAAUUCGCCUACAACGUACUUUUUUUUUCAAAUUAAAAAUGAGGAUUUCAAAAUAUUCGAAAGGAGAAGUUUCUAAAAUGAAUUUUAGAUCGUUAGAAUUUUUAACGAUGAACGUAUUUAAUUCUUAUAUACUGAACAGGUAAAUCAUUUAACAAGAACUUUUAUAUGCGUAAUCUAAAAUCAAUUUUUGACCAUUUAAAAAGGGAGUUAUGGGUACUUCAAUAUUUAUUUUAAAACAUUCAAUAUUUCAAGUCUGAGGAUCGGAUAGGGUUAAAGUUUUUUUUAUUGAAAAAAUAUAAGGCUAGACUACAAUUUUGUCCCUCUGUCAAAAAAAUGUCGCACGUUUGGGUGAAGUUUUAGGAUUAUAAAAUGAUUUCUUGGAAUUAUUUUGUUAUUAUUAAAAAUCUUAAAUAUGUUCAGUCAUUAGGCAUUUCUUUUGCAAUGAUUUUAUCCGAUAAAACAAAUUUUCUCGGAAUAAAAAUUCGUUUCAAAUGUACAACUUUUUUGGAACAGUAGGGAGAAUUAAAUAUUGAACUAUCCGAAUAGAGAAUUCCAAAAGUCGUCCGCAAAUAUCAUUCGCUCUAACUCUUAACGGAGUUAUCACACUAGAAAAUUUCACAUUAAAGUUAAAGUGAAAAGUUGCUCAUUAAAACUACUAGAACCACUCGAAAUCACUGAUUUAGUCAGGACACAUUGCUAGAAUUGCUCAAUGUCACGAUGGCACACGGGUUGUCAGAUGAGUGUUUUUGUUUUUGAAGCAUUUCAGUCGUUUGAGCGAAAAUGUGCGAUUUUAGUUAAAAAGAGGAAGUUUUCCUCCUGUACACUACUUUUAUGUCGUGCAAAAGGACCCGCUAAGCGAGAAGAAAAUUAUUAGCACUACUUAUCACAAUUUAAUUACGAAUAAAUUGGUGAGAAAAUUGUGGCACGGAAACUACCCGAAUGACUGCAAUAAAGUAGUAUCUGAUGAAAAUUUAUUGAGCAAAUUUUGCUCAUAAAUUUGCUCAAUUCUCAUUUAUUUGCUCAUUAAUUAUCAAUCGUAUUUAUGUUAUUUUAAUCUAUUUAAACCAAUUUUUGUGACUCGAGUCCACUUUUUUAUCACUAAAUGAAUCGAUUUCUAAAAGCUCUUGACGAAAAUUACACAUUAGGACACAUAUGAGCAACAAUUAAUGUGAAUCACAUUAGAAUUUUAAUGUGAAAUUCUCUAGUGUGAUACCACGGUUAGUGAUAUUCUUCUGAAGGUUUGAACUCACUUUAACUCUUCGUUUCAUUGCUAUCCCCCCAAAUUUGUGUGACAUGUCAGGAAAAAAGUAGGAAAUUUUUUUGUGCAAAAAAUCUAAUUUCCAAAUUUAAAAAAAAACGAUUUAAAGUAUAAUCUAACUGAAAAAAUGAAAAACAAUAAUAAUUGUAUUCCAAAAUGGGUUAAAGUAAUGGAGUUGGCACAUUUUGUCGUCGACCAGAUAUUUAACUUUAGCCGAAAAUGCCGAAAACCAUAAGUCGAUAUCUCGUACCGUGCUCUCUCUGUAGAGGCAGUUGUAGAAUGAACGGAGCUUCACGAUUUUUUCCGGGUAUUAUAUUCGUAGUAAGAGUAGAAACGUACUCUAUAAAAAUUUGGAUCUAAUCUGACAAGGUUGGAUUAUACCUCGGACCACUGAAGCUGAGACUGUAAUGAAUCUCAGCCAAAAUUUGUUUUUUAAUUUAAUCCAAACUGGUUGAGAAAUUUUCCCUCAUCCGAAUUUUCUUAAAAAACGAAAUCCGAAAGCGAUAUCUUUUACAAGAAGGACAAAAAUAAGGUAAGAUGGGGUAAUUUGGAAUCAUGUCUAAUUCGAAACUUUGAGAUUUCCUAACAGUUUUAGGUGGCAAAAGGAAAAAACAACGAAAAAGUACUCGCGAAUGCUAAGUUUUGUAUUUCUUCGUUCUGUUUUCUUUUUCUUUUUAACCCAUUCAGUCAAUGUACCAGAAAUACUUGAGUUAGAAUGUUCAUAUUUUGGGAUUAGCUUCCUAUAAAUUAAUAGAUGAAUUUUUUGAAAAGAAAAAAAAUUAUCCAUUAUGGGGGCGCGGGGAGCCUCUGUCAAACACACGUCUUAACGGUCACUGAAUUUAAAUUCUGUGCAUUAAUUCAUUACAAACUCUAUUGGUUUAGAUAGAGUAACUAUCCAAGAAAACACAUUGGCAAUUAGAAUUCAAAUCAGGAAAGAGGAAAGAGGCCAAUUUUAACAAAUUCGACGGGGUGUCGUAUUUUCCGUUCGCCAUUUUGAGCAAAAAUUUUGCAUGGCCUUCCGUCAAGCAAGAAAGCAAUAACAAAAUGUAUUUUCAUCUCUGUCGGACUAUUCUUCUCAAGUAAUUGAAUAACUAACGUUACUAAAAAUCCAUUCCCGACAGCAAUUCGGAUAAAAAUUGCCCAGGAAUAAAUCAUAUAAAAUCACUCAAUUUGCGUAUGAUGUAUAAUACCAUGGUAAGGAACGGGUUAACCAUCUGAAACAGUGAGGAAAUUUCUAAAUUCCUAAAUAGAGAUGAUUGAGAAUUAUCUCAUCUUACCCUAUUUUGAAGUCUAGCUUUUGGAGCGCUUUUUCUUAUCUAAGUCAAAAUAGAGUAUUUCCUUCAAAAGACUGCCAGCAAUCUUCCUAAAAAAAAUAGUAAAUGCAAGUCUAAACAUUCACAUUGCCAUUGCAAAGUGUCACGAGGAAUGUUCUGUGGAGUGUACAGAGAGAAAUUAUAAAUUAAAUGCAUGAAUAUCA
Phlebotomus papatasi is the source of this 8976-nucleotide messenger RNA. RefSeq names its product MPN domain-containing protein CG4751. Gene Ontology annotation, biological process: double-strand break repair. The record is from RefSeq and is a predicted model, not a curated record. The coding region runs from base 353 to 4402 and encodes 1349 amino acids. Lineage: Eukaryota; Metazoa; Arthropoda; Insecta; Diptera; Psychodidae. Gene Ontology annotation, molecular function: polyubiquitin modification-dependent protein binding; metallopeptidase activity. Gene Ontology annotation, cellular component: BRCA1-A complex; BRISC complex. The transcript is spliced from 7 exons.